AUGUCUUUAGCUGUGAUGGGAGGAUUCGAGACGAACUACGGAGCCUCCUUGUUUAUGUGUACAUUUUAUAUCUCGUUGGGUUCAUUAUCAUUGCCAUUGAAUAUUUUAAAUAUUAUUGCCUACGGUCGAAGCACGAUUCGCCACAAAUACCUCUAUCAGGUCUCCUACGAGUCUUUCGAAAUUUUCGAUAGCUUAAGUCUUCUUCUCACUGGAAUCGGUCGUGGCACAGCUUUAUGGGGCGGCUAUCUCUAUACGAAUAUCACCGUAAACGAUUGCUUUUUCAAGACAUAUUGGGUGCAUACAUUGGACAUCGGCAUUGAAUGGCCGUGUUGGAUGGUUAUCUUGAUGUCAAUUGAAAGGAUUUGCGCUGCCACGUCGCCCGUCAUCUACAAGAAGUAUUUCUCUGGGUACACGAAGCUAUACUUCGUCAUUUUUGUUGUCCUGGCCGGAUUGUUAUCCCUCGCAGCUGGUGGGAUCUCGGCUUGGGGCGAUGAAACGAUCAACACUUCUCGCCAUUGUGCUAUCAUUACCUCGACUGGGACAGCCUACUCCACUUUCCACUACACUUGGGUGAUCUUUGCUUAUAUUUUCUCAUUUCUUUCACUGCUCGCCGUUUAUUGUGCUUCAACGAAAGUGUCGGCGAGUACGAAUAGAAAUGAUCGAGACAAAAAGUUCUUUAUCAUGAUGGUCAUGUGUUUCAUUUCAAUUCUUUUUGUGUCUGGACCAUCGGUGGUUUUGGUGGGAAUCAAAUGGAACGCCUGGGAAGUGAGCGAUGUCGUAGUGGCCAUUGUGACAGGGAUGCCGGGUUUUCUCACAAUCAUCAACAUGUUCAUCAAUUUUCGAUAUCGAAAAGACUACCGAGAGUCGUUUCUGCUAAUAUUUUGUUGGAAUCGCAAACGAGCUACAGCCCCAACAGUCACGAAUUUCUCCGUUUCCCCCGCCACUUUCCGAACUCUUCAAUCCGUUCAUCAAUCAAAAAUCGCAUUUUCGAUGGCUCGGAUAUCAGAA
This is a messenger RNA of Mesorhabditis belari, 1008 nucleotides long. The record is from the annotation of a GenBank genome assembly. Lineage: Eukaryota; Metazoa; Nematoda; Chromadorea; Rhabditida; Rhabditidae.